Messenger RNA from Chara braunii, 2395 nucleotides. The record is from the annotation of a GenBank genome assembly. NCBI's taxonomy places the organism in Eukaryota, Viridiplantae, Streptophyta, Charophyceae, Charales, Characeae.
GUGUUGUGUUCCUCUGUACGUCUGUCUGUCUUGCUGUCAGUUCUUUCCCUGCUGCUCCUGGCUGGCUGUUAGAAAAGCUAAGAGCCAUGGGGGCAAUAACAGUGUAUAUUAUGCUGGACAGGUUGCAGGUGGCUAGUCUGUCGGCCCUCUCCCCCUCUCGCCCUCCCAAUAAAGUAGCUAUCACACAGCUUGACCCGAAUGCAAAUAUUCGAGCUGCCAUUAAGGCGUUCGUCCGUGACCAUUUGUACAUAGCCGAAGAUAUCCAGCGUCUGACUGCUCCUCUGUUCUCAAAGGUGAGUGAUGGAGAGUGUAUCGAGGACGUGUACAGCCGCUACGCGUGCCACGUGGAUCUCGACGUGACGAAUCUGCACCUGGACGAAGACACGUUCUGCGUGUACGGCCUCGAGGGUUCCCAGACUGUGACCUUGUCAGAUUCUGACAGCCUGCACGACCGGCAUAUCCUGGACAAGUCGACGCUCUACCUGCAUGCACUUCCUCGGAGCCUUCCUCCUCAAGGGGGGCGCAUCUACGUGGAGACCAAAGAAGGCGUGCUUCCGCUGACCGGCAUUCGCCCCACAACGACAGUCCGAGCUGUGAAAGAGCUCCUGUCUAAGCUUACUCUGAUUCCUAUCUGUCGUCAGAUGCUGUAUUCGAUCGGAAGGGUGAUGCACGACGAGAUGAUGGUGCGGGAUUUCGAGGGGCUGCACGCUGUGCACGUAGAUAGCGUGCUUGACAUGUGUGUGUCGGGGGAUAGCAGCCGUGAGCAGACUCAUAAGCGGAUCGUUGUUAAGGUGCAGAGUGACCAGUCGUUUGGUGGGUGCAUUGAGUCCUCUGCUACGACAAGUACAAGCGGUAGUUGUACCUCCUCCUCCCCCUUCUCCUCCUCCUCCUCCUUCGCGGCAGCGGAGCCUCUUUUAGUGGUGUGCCAGGGACGAGAUACUGUGCGGGAGCUUAUGGCAGUCAUAGAGACGCGAGCGGGGAUUCCGAUGUCUGGGAAACGACUCCGAUUUGGGGGCAAACUUCUCGACAAGGAUAAAAGCUUGGCCGACUACUUCGUUCAGCAGGAGUGCAUGCUACACAUUGUCCCGUCAGGGAGCCCCUUCAAGCCGACCAGGCUGGCGCUGCCAGAGCCCAUCUAUGCAGAUGACUCGCCUGUAGGAAAGGUAGUGGCUGCAUCUCGUCGUGCAGGGGAAAGCGGAGGAGUGGGGGGAGAGGGAUCUGCCGGGGGGAGGGCGAGAAGUCCUGCUGCUGCGGGUGGAAUCUACGGGGCGGGCAGGGAAAGAGACGAGGAAGCGGAAGAUGGCGAAGAAGCAUUUGUCAUCAAGAAGACACCCCCUGCCGCUCGCAAGAUCAAAAUGAUGCGCACUAGCAAUGGUAAGAUUGUCGGGUCUAUCGUAAUACCAGUGCUUACUUCUGAUCGAGUCGGUGACGUAAAGCGAAAGAUACGCCGUCGAUUAAAGCCAUUGACGGAGAGGAUGUUCAACUCGGAUGGGGUGGCGAAUCUGUACGAGAGACUGGGUGACGUGGCUGCCGAUGUCGCACGUGGCAAGUCUUUCUCCUCUGUCGCAUCGUCACCACUGGACAGCUCAAUCGGUUUUGGUGGUCACAGUACCGCUAAGCCGUCGAGCAAUGGGGAAGCACCGGCGAUUUGCGCUCGUGCGUUGCGCGCAGCAUGGGGUUCAAGUGGCGGAGCCGGGUUGCCCCCGCGACCAGCGCACCUUUCUCCUCGCGCCGGGCCAGGGGCUUGUGGGUUGUCUUCGCCACGAUCGUUGGGAUUGCCUGCGCGGGUUUCCCCGAAGUCGUCGCCCAGGUCGUCGCCCAGGGUGUCGCCCAGGACAUCCCCCCGGUCGUCACCAGGUUCCUCCCCGGCCACCUCACCCAGACGAACGCGAAUGGCUGAUAAGACGUCCGCACCGAGGGGGCACCCGGCUGCAUCCACGGGGGCCGUAACAGCAGGGAGGGAGCCGUGGAGGGUUGGUGCCGCUGGUGGAGGGGGUGCUGGCGGGAGGUCCCCCUCUGCUGCUGGUUUGAAUUCCCCUACAUUGCCUCUGGAAUUGAGUAAGCUAAAAGUGGCCACAGGUGGGGCGACAUCUGUGAAUCGCUCGCCAUCAGGGAGGUCAGAGCAAGGAGGGGAUAACUUUCGGGCAGCGGCAGUCGCGUCCUGGUGGAAGCACAACGUGCAGAACUUGAGAGAGCAGGUGAAGAGGAUGGGUGACCGACUCUAGUAAACCAGUGACGAUGAUAGUGGUAGGACUGGAUGGGUAACUGGCUCUAGUACACAGCAGUGACGAGAAUAGUAAUAGGAGUUCAAUUAUGGUAGGUAGAUGACUGGCAAUUUCCACCUUAUCUGUAGAGGAGUUUUAAGAAGGAUGUGCACCCCUUGGCACCCAAAAGU